AUCAAUACUCUCGUACAGCGUUCCUUUAAAGCCCCCGCCAUUCUGAUUCCCGCCACGCCAAAUCCCGCCAUUUCGAUCGCCUUAAAUUGAAGCUCUAUACAGUCUAGUCUCCAGUUACCUAGCCCGGAUAAUAAUAUAUCUCGAAUUUACUCAUCUUCGUUUGAAGAAUUUCUUCGUAGUUACUAAACCAUGAAUGAAAGUUUUGAGGAAACGAACAAGUUGCCCGAGCUCAAACUGGAUGCCAAGCAAGCCCAAAGGUUUCUAUCAUUCUUCAAGACGCUACCCGAGGACAAUAGGGUUGUUCGGUUCUUCGAUCGCAAGGAUUAUUACACAGCUCAUGGAAACAAUGCAACUUUCAUAGCAGAGACUUAUUACCAUACCACAACUGCUUUGCGGCAACUCAGUGAUGGGUCUGGUGCCAUAUCUAGUGUGAGUGUGAGUAGAAACAUGUUUGAGACAAUAACCCGCGACCUUCUCUUGGAGAGAACUGAUCACACUCUUGAGUUGUAUGAGGGUAGUGGCUCAAACUGGAGAUUAGUUAAAACGGGAACCCCAGGGAAUCUUGGAAGUUUUGAAGACAUUCUUUUUGCAAAUAAUGAAAUGCAAGAUACUCCGGUGAUUGUAGCUCUUGUUACCAGCGUUCGUGAAAAUGAAUGCGUUGUCGGGUUAGGUUAUGUUGACCUCACUAAGAGAAUGUUUGGAUUGGCAGAAUUCCUUGACGAUAACCACUUCACAAAUGUGGAGUCUGCUUUGGUUGCUCUUGGUUGCAAAGAAUGUCUUGUUCCUGCAGAGAGCACCAAAUCUAGUGAAUAUAGACCUCUGCAAGAGGUAAUGUCAAGGUGUGGUGUGAUGAUAACCGAAAGAAAGAAAUCUGAGUUUAAAGGAAGAGAUUUGGUGCAGGAUCUUGGUAGACUCAUUAAGGGCACUAAAGAACCUGCUCAAGAUUUAGUCUCUGGGUUUGAGCUGGCAGCCGGGGCAUUGGGGUCCAUACUUUCUUAUUUAGACCUACUUGGAGAUGAGAGUAAUUACGAAAACUACACAAUUAGAAGAUAUGACCUUGAAAGUUACAUGAAGUUAGAUUCUGCUGCUAUGAGGGCAUUAAAUGUCCUGGAGAGCAAAUCAGAUGCUAACAAGAAUUUUAGCCUUUUUGGCCUGAUGAAUCGAACCUGUACAGCUGGAAUGGGUAAAAGGCUGUUGAACAUGUGGCUGAAACAGCCUUUACUAGAUGCACAAGAGAUUAACUGUCGGCUGGAUUUGGUGCAAGCAUUUGUUGAAGAUGCUGAACUGCGCCAAGAUCUAAGGCAGCAUUUGAAACGAAUUUCGGAUAUGGAACGUUUGGUGCGCAAUCUUGAAAAGAAGAGAGCAAGCUUGGUGCAUAUUGUGAAGCUUUACCAGUCUAGUAUCAGACUCCCAUAUAUCAAAGGUGCAUUAGAAAGAUAUAACGGGCAGUUUGCAUCAUUGAUCAAGGAAAAGUAUUUGGACCAUCUAGAGUAUUGGUGUGAUGAUAGACACAUAAAUAAGUUCAUUGGUCUUGUGGAGACUUCAAUUGACCUUGAUCAACUGGAGAAUGGAGAGUACAUGAUUUCAGCGGCUUACGACUCAACCUUAUCUGCUUUGAAAACCGAUCAAGAAGCACUAGAGCGUGAAAUACAUGAUUUACAUGAGCUUACUGCUAGUGAUUUAGAUUUAGCCAUUGAUAAAGCACUUAAGCUAGAUAAAGGGCCACAGUUUGGACAUUUCUUCAGAAUUACAAAGAAAGAAGAGCAAAAAGUCAGGAAGAAACUGAACACCAAUUUUAUCAUUCUUGAGACUCGAAAAGAUGGAGUGAAAUUUACCAAUACAAAACUCAAGAAACUCGGGGACCAAUACCAAAUGAUACUUGAGGAGUAUAAGAACUGCCAGAGAGAAUUGGUAGCUCGAGUAGUUCAAACUGCUUCAACUUUCUCUGAGAUAUUUGAGGGCGUAGCUGCAUUGCUAUCUGAAUUGGAUGUGUUGCUCAGUUUUGCAGAUUUGGCCACCAAUUGCUCCACUCCAUACACGAGACCAGACAUCACCCCUCCUGAUGUGGGAGAUAUUAUACUUGAAGGAAGUAGACACCCUUGUGUGGAAGCUCAAGAUUGGGUCAAUUUCAUUCCAAAUGAUUGUAAGCUAGUUAGAGGAAAGAGUUGGUUUCAGAUUAUUACAGGCCCUAAUAUGGGUGGCAAAUCUACAUUUAUACGGCAGAUUGGGGUCAAUAUCCUGAUGGCACAAGUUGGCUCAUUCGUUCCAUGCGACAAAGCUAGCAUUUCUGUUCGAGAUUGUAUCUUUGCUCGUGUAGGUGCUGGAGAUUGCCAGCUUCGUGGAGUUUCAACGUUUAUGCAAGAAAUGCUUGAGACUGCAUCAAUCCUUAAAGGAGCUACUGAUAAAUCAUUGAUUAUUAUUGAUGAAUUAGGACGUGGGACAUCAACUUAUGAUGGAUUUGGCUUAGCUUGGGCCAUUUGUGAACAUAUUGUUGAAACGAUUAAGGCACCUACAUUAUUUGCCACUCACUUCCAUGAGCUCACUGCACUUGCUGAUGAAAUUGUGGAUGACGGCCGAACCAAGAACAGCGCUGGUGUAGUUAAUUGUCAUGUUAGUGCACAUAUUGACACUACAAACAAAAAGCUAACUAUGCUUUAUAAGAUUGAACCAGGUGCUUGUGAUCAAAGUUUUGGGAUUCAUGUUGCAGAGUUUGCAAACUUUCCCGAGAGUGUAGUUUCUCUUGCUAGGGAAAAGGCUGCUGAGUUGGAAGAUUUCUCACCUGCAUCUAAACUUGUUUCCCUUGCUGAAGAGGCAACCGUCAAGCGCAAGAGAGAAUUCGACUCUGAUGAAGUGUCAAGAGGUGCUGCUCGAGCUCGUAAGUUCUUGAAGGAUUUCACAGAGUGGCAGCUAGACAAAAUGGAUAAAAUUCAAGCAUUGCAAUGUCUAAAUGAAUUGAAAACAAACUUGGAGAAGGAUGCAGCAGACUAUCCCUGGCUUCAGCAAUUCUUCUAAUACUCUUCUUGGUACUCUGCGGCAUGCACUUUUUGUCCUCUCUUGGCAAAUAUACUGAUGGGGGCGAUCGAGAUUUUGGUAGUUUUUUGUAUAAGCCUGACCCCUGUUAACCUUAAAACAUGGGAGUUUUGUAUUUAGUGCUGUAUAGUCUUAAGCCUUAACUUGACUGUAGAAAAUUGCAAGAAAAAUCUGCCUUUUUAUCAACUUCUUGUAUUCUCUAGUGUUGCUUAAUCUAUAGUGUUGCUGUGUGCAUGAAAGUGUGGCAUUUCAC
This is a messenger RNA of Cuscuta epithymum, 3283 nucleotides long. The record is from the annotation of a GenBank genome assembly. NCBI's taxonomy places the organism in Eukaryota, Viridiplantae, Streptophyta, Magnoliopsida, Solanales, Convolvulaceae.